UCGUUGCCGUACCGUGGCUCGACCAAAGAUGUUCUAUAAAGACAAGAUAGAACGCUAUUUUAGAAACUUUAAUAUCUUUGGUAUGUGCUUACUAUUCUCUGAGUGAAAUUAAUUUGUGACAUUGUUCCAAUUCAGAAUAUAUACACCAUUUGAUUCACCGAGCGAAAGCAUUUUUAUUUGUCUACAGCCAUUUUGCUCAAGUCGCUCACGAACUGCAACCAGGAAGCCAAAACCGGCCGCACCAAUGGUAUUCGAAAACGUCACUCGAUACGGAAGUACUACCCGCAUGCUCGGAACAUCAUCCAUCUCCUGUGUGACCCACCUUAUCACUAUGACAUUGUGGUUGACAGUCGUGAUACUCAAGCAACAAUGAGGUUAAUUGUGAGCUGAGUCCUGUGAAGAUGUUUCGGCUCCAGGGUGUAGGCCUCUGCUUCCGAAGGUUCCUUCAUAAGGUCCCAGUGAACCACGACCAGGUUCUGGAGCAGUUGCGGAUCUGCUCUGCCGAAGCCCAUGUAUUUGAGGCUGUUGGUAAGAACAAGACCAAGCUCACCGUGGACCAUGUGAGUUUGGCCGUGAAGAUGCUGUGGUACUUCCAGAAAGAGAAACCACAGUUGUUGAGAACAGUCGAGCUCAUCAAGAGUCACCCGCAGUUCCUGACACUUUGUGUUCUGGCUGAGAACAAAAUUGCUCUCAUGGAUGAUUUUAUGUUGGUGGACUUACUUUAUAGUUUUCUCAGGCUGAAUGUGGAUCCUCAUGAAUCGCUUGUUCAGCAGUUGGUUUCAGAGGCAUGGUUAAGAUUACACAAACUUCCAAUGGCAUCCCUGUCCAAGUUCGCCAUCUGCCUUACUGAUCAACAACUUCACCAAAGUCCUCUGAUGGGCCACAUCACUAGUAUUGUGGAUCAGAAGUUAUCAUCCAUCAAUGAUGCCAGGAUCCUUACUACGUUACUCAUUAGCGUGUCAUCCCUGGUGUCUCCUCGUCUACGGGACGCCCUCAUUAGUCGAGCGGACCACCUCCUGGACAAGAUGGAUCCGUCGAAUUAUAAUAACGCUCGAAGAGUGGUGCAAUUCCUGCGCAAUAUAAAGUAUAGCCACAGGCCUCUGCUGGAGAAAUGUAACCAGAUCCUCUUGCGCAACAUUCCCAGACUGGACGCAGAGAACAUCAGCAUUUGCAUGGGGCUGUAUCAAUCCCUGCAGUUUAACAACUGCGACUUCAGGCUGGCAGUGAGACAACGGCUGACGGAACUCAUUGAUUCUAGCACCGACCCAUUCUCUUUUACUAAACUGUUUGCUGCGCUGGCACCCAUGGCCAGUCUGGAGGUCAGAGACAGUUUGGAGAGCACGGCUCUCCUGUUGGCUGAUGAGUUCAGCGCACAGCAGGCAUUGGCCAUCACUGAAACACUGGAAGAGAUUCAGAGCAGGAACCUGAGCUUGAUAAACAAAAUUGUAUCAGUAAUCCAAAGAAACCUUCAUGUCUAUAAGCCAGUGGAGGUCGGCAGAAUCACGCAAGCCCUUUAUCUGUUGCAUUAUCAGAAUCCAGAACUCUUCAACAAAUUAAGAAACAUCUUGGUCAAAUUUUUAGAGCGCAGCAUCUUCCCCUAUGAAGUGACCAUGUUGACCCGCAUUCUGUCCAUGCUGCCUUCGACGCGGCUGGAGGAAGGAGUGAUCUCGCGGGUGGACGCGGUGAUGUCCCAGUGCAACCUCAACGACCUCAGCAGCAUUUCCUUAGCCUUCGCCAAGUGGGUGCGCAACGACAUGUCGUACCGCCACGGCACCCCCAGCAAGUACGUGCGGCUGCUGCAGAGCCUCAACCGCUGCGGCCACGAGAGGCUGCAGACGGCGGACCGGCUGGACUUGCUGCUUGAGGAGCUCAGGUACAUUUCGGGGGAGUGGUUCGAGGAAAUGCUGCUUGAAGAGACCAUGGCCACGCUGCAGAGGAUGAUGGAUCAAAUAAGCUGGACGAACGUGCCGGAUCUGUCCCUCUUCUUAACCAGGACAAAUCAUCUCUGCGCUCCCUUGAUGGAGCGUAUUGCUAAUGUGGCCAUUAGAGACAUUGACAAGAUUCACCACUCAGCAACAUAUGCCACUCUGCUCCCGUUUUCUGUCCUCAAUUAUGAUUCGGAAAGUGCAGACAAGCUGUACGACGUUUGCUUACGGCGUUUCACUCCUCAUAUAAGCUCCUUUGAACCCCAUCUACUGGUUUUGCUGGCCUUCUCCCUGGCAGUAGCAGACUGUUUUCCUGAGGAUCUCAUCAGAGAAAUCUUCAGCAUAGAUUUUCUCGGAAAGCUCGACGCUCAGCUGGAAAUGCUACCCGAUGCCCUGAACAUGCGAACUCGACUGCGUCUCAUGGAGCUCAAUCGCGCCGUGUGUCUCGAGUGUCCCGAAUUUCAGGUCCCAUGGUUUCACGAGCGCUACUGCCAAAAGCUGCAAAAGAAAGGAAUUGGUUCUAUCAGUCCUGUGCAAAAGCAAAUCCACAAAAUGUUGGGGGAAGUCCUUGGCGGUAUUAACUUUGUCCGAGUUGCGGAGGUCACGCCAUAUUUUUACACGAUAGACUUUGAAUGCAUUCUGAACAAGCAGCUACUGCCAUUGCCGUACAGAGAGCCGAGUGCUCUGCAAAUCUCGGAUAAAGGAAAGAUCCGCUGGGGCUCGAGCUCACUGGAGAAUGUCAGGAACGAGCUUCCACCUGGAGCCCAGCGUGUUGCUGUUAACUUCCUUGAUUUCAAGUCCUUCUGCAAAAAUUCCCACCAUACAAAAGGGGAGGCCCUAAUGAGGAAACGGCACCUUGAAAUUUUGGGAUAUCGUGUUGUUCAGAUCCCUCACUUUGAAUGGAACUCUAUGGAGCUUUCUACACUGGAUGCAUGGAAGGAAUACCUCAAGAAGAAAAUAUUUAGAGAGCAUUUGCCCUGAAGGCCUUAUUUAUUGAAAUAAAAUUUUUAAAGUCAACAUAUUUUGAGCCUUGUAAUGAGAAUUUCCUCAAAUGUUUCAUCAAGUGCUCCUUAUUCAUAUUAAGAAACCAUGACUAUGA
Phycodurus eques (leafy seadragon) is the source of this 3024-nucleotide messenger RNA. RefSeq names its product FAST kinase domains 1 (gene fastkd1). Bases 402 to 2906 code for a protein of 834 amino acids. The record is from RefSeq and is a predicted model, not a curated record. Gene Ontology annotation, biological process: mitochondrial RNA processing; regulation of mitochondrial mRNA stability. The transcript has 15 exons. Gene Ontology annotation, cellular component: mitochondrial matrix; ribonucleoprotein granule. NCBI's taxonomy places the organism in Eukaryota, Metazoa, Chordata, Actinopteri, Syngnathiformes, Syngnathidae. Gene Ontology annotation, molecular function: RNA binding.